GUCGCGGUUGCCUUUUAGUUUCUAUCUAAUCAGUGACAAGCAUAGACAGCUUUGCAGCCAAGAAUUAAAGGGGCGUCCAGAUUAAUUCUGACUAUCCAUUUGUAAAUUUGGAUCCAUUAUAUAUCUAGUUUGGAUUUAUACGAACCAGAUGCACUCACCUUUUCUUCUUCUUCUUUGAGAGCAUCUCCAGUACUCCAAAUUAAAGCCUUUCGUCAUGGUCUCCGGCGCCGGCGAGCCGCCGGCGGCGCAGUCGAAGAAGGUGUGCGUGGUGGGCGGCGGGCUGGCGGGGCUGGCGGCGGCGCGCGAGCUGCGGCGGGAGGGCCACGCCGUGACGGUGCUGGAGCAGAGCCACGACGUCGGCGGCCAGUGGCUCUACGACCCUCGCGCCUCCGCCGCCGACGCCGAUAACGGGCCGCCAGUGCACAGCAGCGUCUACGCGUCGCUCCGGCUCGUCGGCCCGCGGGAGAUCGUGGGCUUCUCCGACUUCCAGUUCCGGCCCGUCCACGGCCGCGACGCGCGCCGCUUCCCGGGCCACCGCGAGGUCCACCGCUUCAUUAAAGACUUCGUGGCCCAGUUCGGGCUCGCCGACGCCAUCAAGCUCGACACCACGGUCACCCGCGUCGCCAGAGCCGCGUCUUCUUCUCCGACACCGGCGGAGAGCCAAUGGGUUGUCACCUCCGUUCACGGCGGCGGCGCCAUGGAUGACGAGGUGUUUGAUGCUGUCGUGGUGGCCACGGGACACUUCACGAAGCCGAGGUUUCCGCGCAUUGAAGGCAUGGAGGAGUGGGGUCUUCUCCGGCGCCGGCAGGGGCACAGCCACUGGUACCGGACGCCGAAGCCGUACCGCGGCGAGGCGGUGGUCGUGGUCGGCUGCGGGGACAGCGGCAAGGACAUCGCGCUCGACCUCCUCCGCGGCGGCGCCAUGGCGGUGCACGUCUCCGCCGCCAGCCUCGACGGAUCCAUGUCGCCGGCCAUGGCCAAGCUCCAGGCCAAGCACCACAACCUGCAUCUCCAUCCGCGGCUCGAGCGGCUUCAAGCCGCCGACGGCCGCGCCGUCUUCGCCGACGGGUCCAGCAUCUUCGUCGACGCCGUGCUCUACUGCACCGGCUACGCCUACUCGUUCCCCUUCCUCGACCUCGACGCUGCGGCGAUCUCCGUCGACGAGGAAGACGACGGCGUGGGCACGCCGGUGCUGUUCGAGGGCGUGUUCCCGCCGUCGGCGUCCGUGGCGCCGUCGCUGUCCUUCGUCGGCAUCCCGAGGACGGUCCUCGUGCCGCGGUCAUUCGAGGCGCAGGCGAGAUGGGUGGCGCAGAUGCUCUCCGGACGCCGCAAGCUGCCGCCGGAGGAGGAGAUGUUGAGGAGGGCUUUGGAGUCGCAGGAGCGCCGCCGCCGACAUCGAGCCGGGUUGGAGCCUGUGGAGAUCUUUGAGGAUGGAGAGGAGUACUACCGGGACUUCCCGCCGGUGGAGAGCUGGAGGAAGGAGCUGGUCAUGUCCUCCAUUGCUAGAAGGAGCCAGGACUUGGAGAGCUUCCGCGACCUCCCCGAAGAAGACGAAUGCGAGACCGCCCCGAAGGGCACCGGUGGCGACGACUUGGCGGCAGCUCAGGAUCGACAAGGUCAUCAAAUUGUGGAUGCUCAAGUUGCUCUGCCGGCCAUGGACAAGCUCCUUCUGAACGUAUAAAGUACAUGGAUGCUUUGGCUCAUCUGCUAAUAACAAAGUUUCAGAUACAAGCUGUUGAAUAAUCUCUGAACAAAUAUUCAGAUAGAAGAAAAUAUCCAAAUGGAGUGCUGGUUUCUGAAUUCUGAGCUAGCCUUGGAUGGAAGAAGACAUGGGAAUGGUCAUUUAUACCCUUGGCUGCCAAGUCAAAUACUACAUAAAUGAAUCGUGUUACAUUGUGGUACAAUUUUUCUACAUGUAAAGACCGUGUCACUUAUUCAAAUAACUAUUGUACAA
Brachypodium distachyon (stiff brome) is the source of this 1954-nucleotide messenger RNA. RefSeq names its product flavin-containing monooxygenase FMO GS-OX-like 8. Gene Ontology annotation, molecular function: NADP binding; flavin adenine dinucleotide binding; N,N-dimethylaniline monooxygenase activity. The transcript has a single exon. The coding region runs from base 215 to 1681 and encodes 488 amino acids. NCBI's taxonomy places the organism in Eukaryota, Viridiplantae, Streptophyta, Magnoliopsida, Poales, Poaceae. The record is from RefSeq and is a predicted model, not a curated record.